AUGCGCCGACCAAGGCAAUUCGCUGGAUAUGUGGACGCCGAGAUACUUCAAGCAGUCAACGCGCUCCACCUGCGAGUCGUCAAUGACCAAUGGAGAGAUGGGCGUCUUUUUCAAACGUUAAUCGACGACCAUCUCUUUCGUUUUGGCCACAAACACCUUGCACAACAGGGAACUGCAACCCAGAUUUCUACUACUUUCUUCGGGUAUGCUAAUUUGGCCAUUGAUGGGAAUGAUAAUCCUUAUUAUCGUAACAGAAGUUGUAGUCAUACCGGAUUCAAUGAGAACAGUUGGUGGAAAGUUGAUUUAGGAGACAGUUAUUGGAUAACAGAAGUGGUCAUAACAAAUCGACAGGAUUGCUGUUCUGAGAGAAUUGAUGGAGCAGUGGUGACAAUUGGUGACAAUUUUGAUAUAAGCCAGAACAACCAGUGUGGUGAUCAAGUAGACUGGGAUGCAAACACAUAUGAUGUGAAGAUUCCAUUUGAAUGUCAUCUCAGAGGGCGAUAUGUUGGUGUAACACUGAGAGAUCACACCAACUGGUUACACCUGUGUGAAGUAGAAGUCUACAGCGAUUAA
Molecule: messenger RNA, 573 nt
Organism: Saccoglossus kowalevskii
Lineage: Eukaryota; Metazoa; Hemichordata; Enteropneusta; Harrimaniidae
Source: RefSeq, a predicted model, not a curated record